AAGAUCGUGGGGAAAAUGUGGUUAUGGCAGUCUCAAGGAUAAUUACUAUGGACAAAAUAACCAGCUAAAUAUUUUCUUUCUUACUGUGGCUUGAUCUUUAACUCACUGAUGCCUUGCUUAAAUAAAUCAGUGUGCCUAAAUUAAAGAUGAGUUACCCUCACACAGAAGGGGAAGAAAAGGUGCCAAAUGAUGAGCUGGAGUGCAAAAUUUGUUACCAGAGAUUUAACAUUCAUAGUCGUAAACCCAAAAUACUGAACUGUCUUCACAGAGUAUGUGCUAGAUGUCUGACUAAAAUACUUCACAUAGGAGAUGGCUGUCCUUGCAUUAGUUGUCCCUUUUGCCGCCAUGAGACAGAGUUGCAUGAAGAUGAAGUUGAAGGACUACCUAAUGAUACAAACGUUAUGUCCAAACUCGUGUUAAAAGACAAAACAAUAUGGAAUUCCGACUGUAAAGAAGUAGUUUUAACACCAAAGAACUUGGCUUGCUCAAGCCCCACUCAUGGAUCUUCAAACUGCUUAGUAAUAACAAUUAUGGAAGUACAGAGAGACUCUACUAGGACUCCAAGCCAAAACACUAUCUCAGAUUAUUAUGCAGACCAUAGCCUUGACUCAGUAUCUAUCAGUUCUCACAGUCAGCUAGACCAAGAUCUCUUCUCUAAGCUUUGUAAUCAUGUACCCAGAAUACUGGUAUGGCUGUUAGGAUUUUUCUACUUUGGCUCACUGCCUCUUGGAAUCUAUUUAUUAGUGAUUCAGAAAGUGACCCUAGGCAUUGUGUGUGUCAGUCUUGUUCCCUCAAGUCUAACUGUAUGUCUUGUGUAUGGUUUCUGUCAAUGCCUCUGCCAGGGAAUGUGUGACUGCUCUUCAAGAAGCUGAGAGGAAUUGCGUUAUCAAACUGUACGUUUUAAUUAAACUUUGAAUGAUAACUACAGACUUCCAAUAUUAUGGACUAUUAAGGUGAUUGCAAUAUGAUUUUAAGUUUUUCGUGGUCCCAUUUCUUAGCUAUAACUAGCACAAAGGCCUAUGUUUAAACAAACAAAAAGCACCACCAGCAUUUGUGUAAACACUAGAAAAUUGGCAAAGUAAUAUUAUUAUUAAAUAGGUGGUAUCUAAUAUCACCUUUUCCUUGAACAAUGUAUAAUUUCAUAAACACCUCAUCGUGUCAAGAAUUCACAGGUGAAAGUGAUAAAAAUGAAAUUGAUGUUUUCUACAUUAUGCUGGUACUAUUUUUUUUAAAAAGAAUGAAGAUCAGAAAUAUUUUGAGUACAACUUUCUAUAAAAAUAUAUUUCAAUUAUCACCUUAAAUUACAUUUUCAAAUUCUGUAUGGUACUUUAUUGGACAUUUAAAUACUCGGAUGAUAACCAAUACAGGAUCUAGAAU
This is a messenger RNA of Malaclemys terrapin pileata, 1377 nucleotides long. RefSeq names its product E3 ubiquitin-protein ligase RNF182-like. Bases 147 to 872 code for a protein of 241 amino acids. The record is from RefSeq and is a predicted model, not a curated record. NCBI's taxonomy places the organism in Eukaryota, Metazoa, Chordata, Testudines, Emydidae. The transcript has 2 exons.